Messenger RNA from Notodromas monacha, 714 nucleotides. The record is from the annotation of a GenBank genome assembly. Lineage: Eukaryota; Metazoa; Arthropoda; Ostracoda; Podocopida; Cyprididae.
AUGCAGCGGACCGAACGACUUUGUCCAUGCGACGAACUACACAUAAUGAUAACAUUCAACCUCGAAAUGACGGCUUAUUCGGCGUACAAAGAAGGCGCGAUACUCGUAGUGGUGCUCGCCAUCACCUGCUUCGUGUUCAUCGGCAUCCUCAGAACACGGGAAACCGGGGUUUUCAGCAACUCGGAAAGAACAAAGGCUGAGGCCCGAAGAGAAGUGGAGAAAAUCGAGAAGCAAAUUCAGCAACGUUUGGAGGCCAUGGGAAAGAAAGUAGCAGCCAGCAAAGAGCAAAGACGAGGCUUCGUCCACUUUGACCCCAACGCGAAAACUCCGCUGACGGAACAAGAGAUGCAGGAAUUACGGGGAGAUUUGCACGACAUCCUGGAAAAUCCGAAUCUCGGAGAUGAUGACGGGAGUGAAGGCGAUGUUUUGGAAAAGAUUUCCCCUGAAGCUCACCAAUGUGACCACCAGGUGGAACCCAGAUAUCGCAGCCAGGAUUUUCGCACGGCUAUCAGUGUUCUGGAACAGCGCUCGAACCAGGAAUUUCACUUCCUGGGCGGCAAAAGCCCUCGCCAAGGGCCCCCUUCCCGCGUCCCACCGCGUUUUAAUUUCCGGCAGAUGAGCGUCCAAGACGAACACGAAUUCUUCCAGAGCGUGCAAACGGGUCACAACAUCGUGCACAUUGUCUACUGUCCUCUCAGCCGUGGAGAACAAUGC